Molecule: messenger RNA, 681 nt
Organism: Penicillium cataractarum
Lineage: Eukaryota; Fungi; Ascomycota; Eurotiomycetes; Eurotiales; Aspergillaceae
Gene: tim21
Product: protein tim21
Exons: 4
Coding region: 1-681 (226 amino acids)
Biological process (GO): protein import into mitochondrial matrix
Cellular component (GO): TIM23 mitochondrial import inner membrane translocase complex
Source: RefSeq, a predicted model, not a curated record
AUGAAUCCUCAGUGCUUACGAGCUCUGCCACGAGCGUACCCCAGCGCAUCGGCUGCGUUGCGCCAUCCAACCCGCCCCGAGCUCACUCGACUCUACGCCACACAGACCGGCCCACGGCCGAAGCGGAGAAAUAUCACAGUCCUCUCAGACGAUGGGCGAUACGAGUGGGGUGAGCUAAGUGGGCGGGAGAAGGUUUCGCGGGCGACACAGCAAUCGUUCAAUUUCGUGGUUGUGUUGGCUGGCGCCGUCCUCACGGGCGGUGUUUUCUACCUCCUUUACACAGACGUUAUUUCGCCGAAUAGCCGGACGUGGCAGUACGAGAAGGCCGUUGAGCGCGUCAAGGAAGAUGCGCGGUGCAUACAGCUUCUGGGUGAUCGGAGGGAGAUCAGGGCGUUUGGAGAGACUACGAAUAGUCGCUGGGCUCGGAAUCGACCUAUCGCAUCCACUAUUGAGAAAGACCGACUAGGUCGUGAGCAUCUUCGGAUGAAUUUCCACGUCGAGGGUCCACUCAACUCCGGCGUUGUCUUCUUGCACAUGAUCAAGCCUUUGGAUAAGAAUGAGUGGGAGUACCAGCUCCUUGCUCUGGAUGUGAAGGGUCAUUCCCGAAUCAUCCUGGAGAAGGCUGUUGAGAAACCUAGUGUGGCUAGCUCGCUGAAGCUCUUCGGUAUUCAGUGGCGCUGA